AUGGCGGGGAUAACCGGCCCGCUGACCGACCUGCUGCACAAGGACAGGAAUCUUGUGUGGGGGGAGGAAGCUGAGGCGGCUUUUCAGGAGUUGAAGAAUUUUCUCGUUUCCCCUCCGGUUUUGCGAAUCGCCGACCCAUCGAAGCCGUUCGAAGUCGUCACCGACGCCUCAGAUUUCGCCAUCGGAGCUGUACUCCUCCAGGAUUUCGGGAACGGGCUGCAGCCGAUCGCCUACGAGUCACGCAAGCUGCAGUCAGCCGAGCGCAACUACCCGAUACAUGACAAGGAGAUGCUCGCCAUAAUACACGCGUUCAAACUGUGGCGCUGCUACUUGGUGGGCGCCGACGUCACUGUUCGCACGGACCACAAGUCCCUACAGUACCUGCGAGCUCAGCCCAACCUCAACCCGCGACAAAUUCGGUGGCUGGACUACAUGGAGAGUCACUUCACCUACCGCAUCACGUACAAGAAAGGGGCGAAUAACAUCGCCGAUGCCCUUACUCGACCGACACGGCCAGCUGGACUGCUGCAACCCCUCGAGCCACCCGAACGACCGUGGCAACAAGUGACGAUGGACUUCGUCACGGGGAUGCCAGCUGGGCCGUCCGGCAACGACGCUGUUCUCGUCGUCGUCGAUCGCCUCACAAAAAUGGCGCACUUCGCACCGUGUCGCACAACCAUCACAGCCGAAGAAACUGCGCGCCUCUUCAUCUCAACCGUCGUGCGACUGCACGGAAUCCCCGCGUCGAUCAUCAGCGACAGGGACCCGAAGUUCACGUCGAAAUUCUGGAAGGAGACGUGGGCGCAGUACGGCACGAAGCUACAGUUUUCAUCGGCAUACCACCCGCAAACGGACGGCCAGACCGAGCGCACCAAUCAGACUAUGGAGCAGCUGAUCAGGACAAACUGCUCCGACCCCACUCGCUGGGAAAUCUCGCUCGCCAUGCUGGAGUUCGCGUUCAACAACGCCCCGUCCAGCACGACUAAUCACUCCCCAUUCUUCUUGAAUUACGGGAUGGACCCGACGGUGCCUACGACGACUACACUCGACAACCCGGUCCCGAGCCUCCUUCGCAAGUUCGUGCCUGCCACGACAGACAUCGCGCGCCAGAACGCCGCCCCGACAGCCCGACCUGUCCCAGAACCGACACUUGACCCGUCCAAGAUUUUGGCGCAUCGUGUUCGGCUCGACGCUUCUGGACGCCACGUGGAUUUUUUAAUCCGCUGGACUGACCGCACCAGUGAGGACGAUACUUGGGUGCCAUCCGCCUCGCUUGAAGCUUCUCCGCUUCUUGGUGAUUACCUCGCCCGCAAGCGAGCUGCGGAUAUCGACCACCUUUCUUAA
This is a messenger RNA of Closterium sp. Naga37s-1, 1344 nucleotides long. NCBI's taxonomy places the organism in Eukaryota, Viridiplantae, Streptophyta, Zygnematophyceae, Desmidiales, Closteriaceae. The record is from the annotation of a GenBank genome assembly.